Molecule: messenger RNA, 267 nt
Organism: Entrophospora candida
Lineage: Eukaryota; Fungi; Glomeromycota; Glomeromycetes; Entrophosporales; Entrophosporaceae
Source: the annotation of a GenBank genome assembly
AUGAAAGAUCUUGUUGAUAAGUUUACAUGGUUAUCGUCAGAUCAUAUCAAUGCAUACUUUACAAUACUCAAUUCGGAAUAUGGAGAAUGUGUUUAUGCUUUCUCAACAUAUUUCUAUGCGAAGUUGAUGAAGGGAAUAGAAUGGACAGCUAAUAACAAGUUUUACAAAAAGACACCCCAGCUAGAUGAUCAUUCUUGUGGUGUGUUUGCUAAAUUAUUGUCAGCUGGUCUAAAUGAUGAUAAAGUUAUCAAGGAAGCAUUUGAUUAA